This is a messenger RNA of Opisthorchis viverrini, 573 nucleotides long. RefSeq lists its product as hypothetical. The coding region runs from base 1 to 573 and encodes 190 amino acids. Gene Ontology annotation, biological process: nucleosome assembly. The transcript has 2 exons. Gene Ontology annotation, cellular component: nucleosome. NCBI's taxonomy places the organism in Eukaryota, Metazoa, Platyhelminthes, Trematoda, Opisthorchiida, Opisthorchiidae. The record is from RefSeq and is a predicted model, not a curated record. Gene Ontology annotation, molecular function: DNA binding.
AUGCAGAUUAAUGUGAUUGGCGAAUUCCUUAUCAUGAUUACGCCUCGGUCAAGAAUUUGGGGUACUGGUCAACCAAGUAGCUAUGUUUUUGUUCUCGUCUCCGUUUGCGGCAAACGUCUCACGAGGGGAAUGAGUGCUCCCGCUUCUGCUCCAGCCGUUUCGAAGAAACCCAAAUCGGCCAAGCCCAAGAUCCCAGCGAACCACCCGCCCGUGAUCGAUAUGUUUGAUGUCGAGAAACUCGGCCCGCACAUCCGUCGUGGCAUUGUUCAUGCCGUCGAGAAAGGUAUCCUCGUUCGCGUCGGUAACAAGGGCAAAGGUGCAUCCGGGAGCUUCAAGGUUGCCGAGAAGAAGACCGCCGUUCCUAAGCCUAAGCCUGUCAAGAAACCCAAAGUAGUCAAGGCCAAGAAGCCUGCAGCCCCGAAGAAGCCCAAGGCUGCCAAGAAACCGGCCAAGCCAAAGACCAAGACCCCGUCAAAGCCGAAGGCCGCCAAGAAACCAAAGAAGCCCGCCACACCCAAGAAGGCCAAGACGCCCAAGAAGCCGGCGGCUAAGAAAACCCCAAAGAAGAAGUGA